AUGAUGUCGAGCUUGCCAAGCUUGGAUAUUGGCUUCGGGACCUCGAUAGCUGAAUUAGUAUCAGCCCUACGUCAGGUGGCCUCUAUUCGGCUUCAGCGCAUCUUGUUCCCAGGCGUUAUCGUCCCUUUGUUGGUUUUACGUGAAAUGAUCUGGGCCGCGUACACACUCAUGAGGAACGAUGACUUCUCACCCUCCAAGUCUCAAACCGUAGGAUUGUUUGUUGGCCUUUUAGUCCUGCAUGGAUUACUUAAUUGCCUGGCGACAAAAGCUCUUGCGGGGAUCACCAAAUCAUUUAUCUUCAUCAAUCUGACGGGAACUAUGGCUGUAAUUAAUGGCUUGCUGGCGACAACCCCCGACAAACACGAUGCCACUUACAUUUUCAACAAAGUUGUUGAUCAAACUGGAUGGGGAAAUGAUGGGUUAGCGUUUCUCUUGGGCUUAUUGAGUGUCCAAUGGACCAUGACCGAUUACGAUGCUACUGCGCACAUCUCUGAAAAGGUCAAACAAGCGGCUAUCGCCGCACCUGUUGUGAUUUUCGUUGCCGUAGCUGGGACGGGAUUGUUUGGCUUUGUUCUCAACAUAGUCCUUGUCAUGUGCUCAGGCAACAUCGAUAUCAACAACCGCGGCGGCUGUUGA
This is a messenger RNA of Puccinia triticina, 636 nucleotides long. RefSeq lists its product as uncharacterized. Gene Ontology annotation, cellular component: membrane. Gene Ontology annotation, molecular function: transmembrane transporter activity. Gene Ontology annotation, biological process: transmembrane transport. The coding region runs from base 1 to 636 and encodes 211 amino acids. The record is from RefSeq and is a predicted model, not a curated record. NCBI's taxonomy places the organism in Eukaryota, Fungi, Basidiomycota, Pucciniomycetes, Pucciniales, Pucciniaceae. The transcript has 5 exons.